AUGUGGGUGUUUUACAUGAUCUCUCUGCCCCUCACUGUGGGGAUGGUGCUUUUCACGCUGAGGUACUACGCAGCCCCACGCGUCCCUCGCUACGUGCUUUUCACCGUUGGAUACACCUGGCUCUCUUCCCUCUCCAUCAUCGUCCUCGUCCCCGCUGAUAUCUGGACGAAACCCAAUGCUCCUCAAAAUACCAAAAGCCAAUUCUUGAUGCGGAAAGAAGUGUCUGAGCCUGUGGGUCUCAGAACUCCAGAAACACAUAACUUAAGCAGUGGUAAUCUUGUGAUGCAUAGUCACAUCAAAUAA
Sphenostylis stenocarpa is the source of this 303-nucleotide messenger RNA. NCBI's taxonomy places the organism in Eukaryota, Viridiplantae, Streptophyta, Magnoliopsida, Fabales, Fabaceae. The record is from the annotation of a GenBank genome assembly.